Molecule: messenger RNA, 8440 nt
Organism: Rhipicephalus sanguineus (brown dog tick)
Lineage: Eukaryota; Metazoa; Arthropoda; Arachnida; Ixodida; Ixodidae
Gene: dom
Product: helicase SRCAP
Cellular component (GO): Swr1 complex
Molecular function (GO): ATP binding; ATP-dependent chromatin remodeler activity; ATP hydrolysis activity
Source: RefSeq, a predicted model, not a curated record
UCCGUCGUCUACUCCUUCGACCAGCAGGUUGACGACCACGGGGUCUGGACUGCCGAGUUCGUCCAGCCGGCUUGCUGCCACCAGCCCGGCCGCACUGCUGGCCACCACACAGCCUCCCGCCCAACAGCAGGCCAUCGUCAUGGACACCCUGACACAGGACGAACAGCAGCGCCUGCUCUCGUACAGUAGCGGCCUCAUGGCCAGCCCCUCGCCCCCUCGAACUCCUCAGCGGUCGCCGACCGCAUCGGCGUCGAGUGCGGUGCCCCCCCAGUUCGCAGUGCCCCCCAAACAGAGUACUACUAACGUGCUACCUGUGCCCCCCCUGCCCCCUCCUCCCCCUUUGUCCUCGCCUACGGCGUCUACGAGCGGUGCGGCAGUGUCCGGUCCUACUAGGCCUGGCGGCCUCCUCCAGCUGGUGGGUGUCGAGUCGCCCCGUGCGGCCAAGCGCAUCAAGCUGGAGGAGCAGCCGCCAGCCAACGAGGAAGUGGCCGCCAUGCGGCAGCGGGUUUAUGAGCACCGGUGGCGGGAGCUCCGGCGCAACAAGGAACGCUACGUGGAACACCUGACAGAGCUGUUCUUCCUCCAGAAUGGGGGCAACAUGAUGGACUACUUCGCGUGGAAGCGACGGCCUACGCCACAGCUGCUGGCGUUGCUGCGGGCGCACGCGCUUGACAGUGAGGACGAAGAGGAUCCCGCCCGGUUGCUAGACACGCGGCCCCCGAGUGCAUUACUAGCUGCAGCGACAGUCUCCUCGGCCGCUGCGGUGACUACGGCCGCUGCGGCAGUGGCAGCGGCCGUGGUUACCACAACGGUUGUCGCCGGCAUGCUGUCAUCUUCGUCCCUGACGACAAUGUGCGCGGCAAGUUCCGCGACGACUGUGUCGGCGGCGGAUUCUGCAGUGGCGUCAGCUACUUCGCUUUCUGCCAUUGCCAGCCAACUUGCCGCAUCUCCUGGUCAGCCUUCGGUUCCUGCCAUGCCACCUUCCUCCGUGCCUUCCCCUGGCCCCAAGGGUCUGGCCGACCCCUGUUCCUCUGCCUCUUCCUCUAGUCAACAAACACCAUCCCCCGCCGUCCUGCGACCUCCGAGCUCGCCCAUGCGGAUGCCGGGUGGCGCAAUCCCGACGUCUAGCGGAAGCCUGCCAUCGUGCAAGGGGGGUGCGCCACGGCAACCACCGUCCGCGGCGGCGAGCUCUGCUGCUUCGGUGGCCACGCCCUCACCUUCGGCUUCCGCAGCGUCUGCCACCGCCACGUCCAACUCCUCACUAUCCCUGCCGGCGUCGCGCCUCUCCACGCGGCAGCACUCCAUAUCGGCAGUCUAUGAUUCGUCCAUCGGCUCCCAGGAGGAGAUUGUCGAGCGGGCCAAGCAGGAGGCGUAUGUGAUGCAGCGCAUCGCGGAGCUGCGCAAGGACGGCAUGUGGUCGGCGCGCCGGCUACCCAAGGUGCAGGAACCCCCCCGGGCCAAGGCCCACUGGGACUACCUGCUCGAGGAGAUGGUGUGGCUCGCCACCGACUUUGCCCAGGAGCGCAAGUGGAAGAAGGCGGCGGCCAAGAAGUGCGCUCGCAUGGUGCUCCGCUACCACCAGGAGCGCGAGCAGCGCGCUGAGCGGGCGGAGCGCGAGGAGCUGCAGCGGCUGCGGCGUGUUGCCGCCCAGGUGGCCAAGGAGAUCAAGCAGUUCUGGGCCAACAUCGAGAAACUGGUGGAGUUCAAGCAGCAAACGCGCCUCGAGGAAAAGCGCAAGAAGGCACUUGACCUGCACCUCAACUUCAUCAUGGACCAGACGGAGAAGUACUCGUCGUGGCUGCGCGAAGGCAUGGGGGCCACCACAACGAACAAAGGCAGUGCCUCUGAGGCAACCACACCGGCCCAGGCGCCUGCCAGCCCCGCUCGGUCAGGGUCCUCAAACGAUGAAGACUUCCAACCGGACGCAAGUGACUCCGACGAUGAGGAGACGAUAGACCGUGAGGAGACGACGGCGCCGACGGACCAAGAAGAGCAGAGUCGGGAGCUGGAGCUGCUUCAGAAAGAGAGCGAGCUGCCUAUUGAGCAGCUGCUGGACUCGCUACCACCGGAGAUUCUGGAGCGGCCAGCCUCGCCUCUUCCACACACCAACGGCGGGGACAACCACAAAGCUGAAGAGGAGGAGGAGGAAGACGGCGGCAGCUCAGAGCGGUCAGGAAGCCCCAUCGACGUGGAGACCACCCAGGCAGAUGAGGAAGUUGGCGGCGCAGGCGAUGAGGCGGACGUUGGCGACGACGACUUUCAGGUCGAGGAUGAGGAAGACGACGAGGAGACCCUUGAAGAGCAGGAGGAGCAGGAGAAGAGCGUGGACCACAAGGAGGAGCUGAAGGAGCUCAUGAUGGAAGGAGAAAUGCCACUGGAUGCCUUGUAUGAAAAAUACAGCGCCGCGUAUGCGAGUGAUGCCGAGGUGCCAAAUGCUGCUGGGAGCUCCGAAGACGAGGAGGACGAUGACACCGCUGACAACGAAAGAGAUACAGACAACUCUGAUGAAGAGAUGGAUGAGGAAGAAGAGGAGGAAGACAUGGACACGUCGAGCGAGGGCGAGGUACAGGAGGACAUUGGCAUGGAGUACCUGAUCAACCCUAUGUCGGAUGAAGUGGACUCAGAAGUGAAGGCGGAAAAUGUGACGGAGGACACGUCGGGCAAGGGCCCCACCAAAGAAAUCACCGACAUCGCGGCCACCGCCCAGAGCUUCCAGCCCAAAGGGAACACCCUCUCCACCACACAGGUUCAAACGAAAGUGCCCUGGUUGUUGAAGCACAGCUUGCGAGAGUACCAACACAUCGGUCUCGACUGGCUCGUCACCAUGCACGACAAGAAGCUGAACGGCAUUUUGGCUGAUGAAAUGGGCCUGGGAAAAACGAUCCAGACAAUCUCCCUGUUGGCGCACAUGGCUUGUGAUAAAGGAAUCUGGGGUCCCCACCUCAUUGUGGUGCCUACCAGUGUGAUGCUCAACUGGGAAAUGGAAUUCAAAAAGUGGUGCCCUGCCUUCAAAAUCCUUACCUACUACGGUGUCCCCAAGGAGCGCAAGCAGAAGCGACAGGGUUGGACCAAGCCCAAUGCCUUUCACGUGUGCAUCACGUCGUACAAGCUGGUCGUCCAGGACCACCAGGCCUUCAGGCGCAAGAAGUGGAAGUACCUGAUCCUCGACGAGGCGCAACACAUCAAGAACUUCAAGUCCCAGCGGUGGCAGAUGCUGCUAAACUUCCAGAGCUCGCGGCGGCUCCUGCUGACGGGCACUCCGCUGCAGAACAGCCUCAUGGAGCUGUGGUCCCUCAUGCAUUUCCUCAUGCCCAGCGUGUUCCAGUCGCACAGGGAGUUCCGCGAGUGGUUCGCCAACCCCGUCACGGGCAUGAUCGAGGGCAGCAGCGACUACAACGAGAGCCUCAUCAAGCGCCUACACAAGGUGCUUCGGCCAUUUCUGCUACGAAGGUUGAAGAGCGAGGUGGAGAAGCAACUGCCCAAGAAAUACGAACACGUGGUCAUGUGCCGGCUGUCCAAUCGGCAGCGGUACCUCUACGAUGACUUCAUGUCCCAGACAAAGACAAAGGAGACGCUGGCCACUGGCAACUUCAUGAGCGUCAUAAACGUGCUGAUGCAGCUCCGCAAAGUGUGCAAUCACCCCAACAUGUUCGAGCCGAGACCCAUCUUGUCGCCCUUCCGCAUGGACGGGCUUGUGUAUUAUACCGCCUCCAGUGUAUAUGACAUCUGUAAAUAUGACCCAUUCAAGCAUGUUAGUUUCUCGGCCCUGAACUUGCUGCUUGCCGAUGUGGAGCUGUGUCUGACAGCGUUUGCUGCACACCGCAUCAAGAAGUUCCAGACGUCGUGCCACUUUGUUGAAACCAUUGAAAGUCACCCACCCCCGCCGCCCAGGUGCCCACCCGGCAAGAUCAGGCUGCACAUCCGCACCUCGACGCCUUCAGCUCAGUCUGGAGCAGCUCGGGCAGCGGCAUCGCCCAUGGCUGCGGCUGGUCAUCACGGACCUCACCACCAGAGGCUGGUGGCUGCCUCUGGGGCCCACCACCACACCGCUGGCAUGGUGGUGCGGCCCGGCCACCAGGGAGUGCCGGGUGGCGGCACCACCUUCACCAUGGCCCGCCACGGGGCCGUGCUCACCCAGGCUCACCACCACCCCGGUGGCCUGCAGCAACAGCCGCAGCAACAGCGCCUGGUGGUGGUCUCCACGCCGGGCACCGCGACGCCGCGUGCGCACAGCCCAGUGGUGGCUGCUGCCCCUUCCUCUGCUGGCGGAGGAGGGAGCGGCGAGUACAUGCUGCAGCUGGUGCAGAAGUCCAACGCCUUGGCUGGUGCCGGUGGCCAGCCGGUGAUGGGUUCGCCCAUCACGUUGCAGAUCCAACAGCCGGCCCACGGGACUGGUCCAGCGCGGGUGGCCGUGCCGUUUGGCAUUGGUCGCAUCGUUCAGACCACGACAGGCCAGCACUUGCUGCUGACCCCUGCCCAGCAGACACCGCAGACCAUGUCUGAUGGCACUGGGGCUCUGCAGCAGCAGCACCAGACGGUCAUGCUGGCCACGUCUGCUGGCCAGACUGUGGUCAGGACCACGACGGCACUGAGCCAGAUGGGACGGGUUGUGACCAGUGCUGCGGGCAGUCCUGCUUCAACUCCAGUCUCGACCACCGCUGGUGCCAAGCCAGUCCUGCGUGUCGCACCCCUGAAUGCGAACAGUCAGACGACGCACGUGGGAGUAACCAAAACUGUAAAUGCAAAGACGACUGUGGUUGCUCCCAUGAAGUCCUCUGGUGCUACAUCGACAACGGAGUCUUCCAGCCAAAGAAGCCCAUAUUACCUGGACACACUUGAAAGCCGACGGCGGCAGCAGCGGCGCGAGAAGCUUCGCCUCCUGGGGCACACGAAUGCGUUGCGUUGCGCGGCCUGCCCGACAUACGGCCGAGACCUGGUGGAGGCAGUGACGGUUGUGCACGACACGCGGCCCGUGGUGCGGAGCCCUUGGGGCGGAACGGGAUACGUGGCCUGCCUCAAUGCACCGUCCCAGGGGGAGACGCAGCUGUGGCGGUACACGCGCACCCUACGCUCUAUGGUGCGCACACCGCCGCAGCUGCUUGAUGAACUCCGGGACAUGGUUGACAGGUUUGUCUUUGCGGUGCCGAAAGUGACUGCACCGCGGAUCGAGAUGCGCGUGUCACAUCCAUCGCCGUCCUCCAUCAAUGCCGAAAGGGUCCUCGAGGAACGACUCAGGGAUGAGUUGGGUCCUAGGUGCGCCUUCCUGCACCCCGUCAUGUGCAACCUGCAGACGCAGUUUCCCGAGCUGCGGCUAAUACAGUACGACUGUGGCAAGCUCCAAGUUCUGGACAAGCUCCUGUGGCAACUGCGGGGAGGCCAGCACCGGGUGCUCAUCUUCACCCAGAUGACACGCAUGCUGGACGUGCUCGAGCAGUUUCUCAACUACCAUGGCCACACGUACCUGCGGCUGGAUGGCAGCACGCGCGUGGAUCAACGCCAGGCCCUGAUGGAGCGCUUCAACGCCGACCGGCGAAUCUUCUGCUUCAUCCUGUCCACCCGGUCGGGGGGAAUCGGCGUCAACCUGACGGGGGCCGACACGGUGGUUUUCUACGACUCCGACUGGAAUCCCACCAUGGAUGCGCAGGCACAGGACAGGUGCCACCGCAUUGGCCAGACGCGAGACGUCCACAUCUACAGGUUGAUAAGUGAAAGAACCGUUGAAGAAAAUAUCCUGAAGAAAGCAAACCAGAAGAGGAUGCUUGGCGACUUGGCCAUCGAAGGAGGCAACUUCACCACAGCCUUCUUCAAGCAUAACACGCUAAAGGACCUAUUUGGCACUGACUUUGACCUGGCAGUUGCCGAGAAAGGCGAAGAGUCACAGAGGGAAGACAGGCCGGCCGAUUCGGAGAGGCCAGAGAAGUUUUCCUCUGUGGAGUUCGAAAAGGCACUUGGCAUGGCAGAGGAAGAGUUGGACGUCCAGGCUGCGCACACGGCCCGUGCCGAAGCGGCUGCCGAGCUGGCCGAGUUCGACGAGUCAAUCCCGUUGGACACUGACAGCAGGGACGAGGACAAGUCCCAGGCAGAGGAAGAGCUGGACAAGCUCAUGGAUCAGCUUUCGCCUGUGGAGAGGUAUGCCAUGCAGUUCCUCGAGUCACUUCAAGAACCGCUGACACUCGAACAGUUGAAGCAAGCAGAGGAGGAGAUCGAGGCUCAGAAGAAGGACUGGGAGCUGGGCCGCCUCAAGGCCAUCAAAGAGGAGGAAGAGCGGCGCGCUGGCUACCGAGACGACGAGGAGGCUCCUGCCCUGGUGUACUCGCGCGAGGAUGCCUACACGCAGGUGCCUAAGAGUGGUCGCGAGCGCAGAUCUUCACGUGGUGGUAGUGGUGGUGUCGCUGGGGCCAAAAGUGGGGCAGCGGCUGCACGCCAGGUGAACGGCACGGCAGCUGUGCCCAAGCGCACCAGUAAGCGGCGGGCAGCGGCCGCGGCCGGUGUCUCUUCCACAACUGAUAAGGUUCUGCAGCAGCAGGAGGAAGUGGUCGUGCCCCACAAGAAAAAGCGAGCUGUGUCUCCCGUGCACAAUCACCGUCAUCACCAGCUGUUGCCGCCGGCACAGCCGGAGACGACGCACCAACGCACCCGACACAAACUGGGCGCGGCCCCUUGCAAACCGUUGCAUUCUUCUGCAGCAGAAGAGGAGGUACGGCCGCAGGUAGCCAAUAAGCACCCUCCGGAGCAUAAGAACCAGGUCACCAAAAAGAUCAAGGUUGCCGAUAAACUCCACUCACCAUCCGUCAGACAUCAGCAUCCCACUGCCGAUAAGGCAAAGGUAACGGAUAGAGGUGGGGCCACUGUCAAGCCCCUAACCGUUUCAUCUGCCGACAAGGCAAGGGUUGCUGAUAGGAACAUCAGGCCUCCUCCAUCUGCCGAUAGGGUGCAGGUUGCUGACAAAGACGCCUUCGUUGUCAAACUACAUCCUCCUCCAGCCACGGAUAGAAUUAAAACGGACAGAAAUGCGUCUGCCAUCAAACUGCCGCCUCAUUCCACUUCACAGAAGGUUGUGCUUGGGGAGAAGGACCUGUCUGUGGAGCGUACACUGCCGGUCAUGAAGGUUUUGUCGGCAGGUCCUGCAGAGAAACCUAAGGCCCCGGCAGAGGCGGUGUCCCGACCUGCUAGUAAGACGCAGAUGCUAGAAAAGGCGCUGCGUAUGGGCAGCAAGGGCACGGCGCCCACCACGAAAGUCCCGGUUCCUGAGCCUGUUGGCAAUCACGUUAGUGACGCCCCCAUCGCGGAGAAGCCCGCGUCCAACAGUCCGAGUAGGACCAAAGUGCACCCGCCAAAUUCCUCCGGUGGCUCACCUACGGUGCUGAAACCGUUCUCGAAUCCUAAUCUGGUGAUUCGAACGAGAAGAGCACGUGCGGCCGAGACCAAUCCCGAAGCUGCCAUGCCCAAGGCUGUGAAAACUGAGCCAAAGCAGAUGCCACCAAAGCAGCCAGUUCCAGAUUCCGAGUCAGCCUUGAAGGUCAAAGUUGAAGAGCCAGAAGGAGUGGCAGAGGAACAAACUGUCUUUGAGGAGGUUGUCACAGAGGCUGUGCUUGACGAACAGCAGGAAGUUGUUGAGGAGACGAUCGAAGAAAUCUGUAGUAGAUGAGAGCGUUGAGGAAAUGUCUGUCGAUGUCGUUGAGGAGACUGCCGUCGAACAGAAUGUCGAGAGUUUGGCAGUGGAGGAGGUGGCAGCGGAAGAGGGUGUUGAGAUGGCUGCUGAAGGCGGCGUUGAAGGAGGUGGCUGUAGGGCAGGUCGUACUGGCUGGAGGUGAGGGGGAGAUGGCCCACACCUGAGGAGUACAGUUUAGAGGAAGAGCAGGUAUACGAAUUUGUGCUGGAUCCGGAGCUUUGCGAGGAGAUAGGUCCUGACCUUCUGGCCGAAUUUGUGUCCAAACUGACACCUGAGCUGUUCUCGCGGCUAGCGGCGGGCGAGACUGAUGCCGACAGUGGGGAGGGGGCAGAUAUGAGAGCUCUAGAAAUCUGUGUUGAGAAGGCAGAAGAAGAGAAAGAUGUAUUACCGAGUCUAGUUGAAGUUCAGGAGGUGGAAGAAGAGAAUGCCGUGGAGGUACCUCUGGAGGGGGAUGAAAAUUUCGUGGAUGUGGAUGUCCCCAUCGAGGAAGAACAUGCCGAAGUCGUUAUAGACGAUCGGGAGCCGGAGGUUGCGGAUAUUGAGCUCGACUUGGAUCCCCUGGUCGUACCAGUGGUGGGCGAGGUAAUCAUGGAUAGCCUGGGUCCAGACUUGGUCCCGCCGCCCGCCGAGACGACAAUUGUAAUAGAAUCCACCGCUGACGAUGACGACGAGGUGGUGCCCCGACAUAAAACGAGGGGGAGCAGUGGUCGCUCUCGGCGGCGGCACCGGCAUUCGAGAAGCUCGAGGCGUAGCAGGGAGUGAACAACU